AUGGUGACCUUUAGGCAGCUGGAAAUCUUGUUUGGGUUCAACUAUGGAGAGGGUACCAAGUGGAACUUCAAGGAAAAGGAACUCCAAAGGGUUUGGGCUACAAUCGCUGAUGGAGUGUACUCUUCCUCAAGGUCCAAGGCAGCUCAGAUCAGGAGCCCAGUCUUGAGGUAUGUGCACAAGGCACUUGCCAACACCUUCUUUGCAAGGAAGGCGACCGGGACAAUCAACGAGGGGGAACUCAAGUUUCUUGACAUGGGAAUCAAGCCCAUUCUCUCACGCACAAGCGAUGGCAAGAGGAUCAGGGGAGAUAGAUCUGACACAGGAACUUGA
Messenger RNA from Microthlaspi erraticum, 330 nucleotides. The record is from the annotation of a GenBank genome assembly. NCBI's taxonomy places the organism in Eukaryota, Viridiplantae, Streptophyta, Magnoliopsida, Brassicales, Brassicaceae.